Striga hermonthica is the source of this 1071-nucleotide messenger RNA. NCBI's taxonomy places the organism in Eukaryota, Viridiplantae, Streptophyta, Magnoliopsida, Lamiales, Orobanchaceae. The record is from the annotation of a GenBank genome assembly.
AUGAAGAAGGAAGACCAGACGAGGUCCCUCUUGGGAAUUUCGUUGACCGAUAGGCCCACGUGGCAGCAGUUUUUGAUUUGCUCAUCUGGGUUUUUCUUCGGCUACCUCGUCAACGGGAUUUGUGAGGAAUAUGUAUAUAACCGCCUGAAUUUCAGCUAUGGCUGGUAUUUUACCUUUGUACAAGGCUUUGUGUAUUUGGUGCUGAUAUACUUACAGGGGUUCACCACCAAGCAAAUGGUGAAUCCAUGGAAAAUGUAUGUCAAGCUCUCGGCUGUCCUAAUGGGUUCUCAUGGAUUAACAAAGGGCUCCUUAGCUUAUCUCAAUUAUCCUGCACAGAUCAUGUUCAAAUCCACCAAGGUGUUGCCGGUGAUGGUUAUGGGUGCAUUUAUUCCUGGCUUGAGAAGGAAAUAUCCGGUCCACGAGUAUAUCUCGGCCAUGCUCCUAGUGAUCGGCCUUAUUCUUUUCACUUUAGCGGAUGCAAAUACGUCCCCUAAUUUUAAUAUAAUUGGGGUUGUGAUGAUUACGGGUGCCCUAGUGAUGGAUGCUUUUCUAGGCAACUUGCAAGAAGCAAUCUUUACCAUGAAUCCCGACACCACUCAGAUGGAGAUGCUAUUUUGCUCGACGGUGGUUGGUUUGCCCUUCCUGUUGGCACCCAUGAUCUUGACUGGAGAGUUAUUCAGGGCAUGGACGUCUUGUUAUGAGCAUCCUUAUGUAUACGGCGUGCUAGUCUUUGAAGCAAUGGCUACAUUUAUCGGUCAAGUCUCUGUUUUGUCACUCAUUGCGCUUUUUGGGGCUGCCACCACUGCUAUGAUAACUACUGCAAGAAAGGCUGUAACUUUGUUGUUGUCCUACUUAAUAUUCACCAAGCCGCUCACCGAACAACACGGUUCGGGUUUGCUCCUCAUAACGAUGGGGAUCGUGCUGAAGCUUGUUCUUGAUAGCAAAACUCCUAACAGAGCUGUUUCACCCUCCACCACCACAACAGACCGAAAAAUGCAUAGCAAAGAAGCUAACAGACAAAGGGGAAUCGGAGGUGGCGAAGAUGAUGAAGAGAAAAGGCCGCUCGUCUAA